CGCUUUAUUUCUGCUUUGCGUUCAAUCAAGAGCUGUGCUGCGCUGCUACUGCAUUAUUCUUGGGAAAAAAUUUCACUGUUGGCAGCGACUGAGAAAUAAAAUUGAAACGUCGACGUUCCGUUCCUUCCUCGGAGAAGAAACCCCCUUCGAAAUAAAAACAAACACUAAGCGUGCGUUCGCGCCAAAUAUUUAUUAACAAUUAGCAAGCGAAAGAAGCAAAUGCAUACCCUUACGGCUGCCAUUGAGAUGGACAAGCUGGAUGCCAAUUUGGAACAGCAGUUUGAUCUAAAUCUCAUCGAGGCUGUCAAACUGAAUCCCGUCAUAUACGACAGAUCGCACUACAACUACAAACACUUUGUCCGCAAAGCCCAGACAUGGAAACAAAUCGCCGAAACACUCGGAGUGCCUGAACAAAAAUGUACAAAGCGAUGGAAGAGUCUGCGCGACAAGUUUGCACGCGAGAUGAAGCUGUGCCAGGAAUCGCGCUGGCGCUACUUCAAACAAAUGCAAUUCCUUGUGGACAGCAUCAGGCAGUAUCGGGAAUCGUUGCUCGGAAAGUGUGCUAACGGCAGCCAGGGUAAUCAGGUGUCUGAUCCUCAACAGCAGCAGCAACAGCAAGCCGUGGUGGACAUCUUUACACAGCCAUUCAAUGGCAGCGCCACGACCUCGGCAGGGGCAUUGACCCAUCCGCACGAAAUCACUGUAACCAGUGACGCACAGCUGACGACUACCGUGGGCAAGGACCAGAAGCCAUAUUUCUACGAGCCGCCUCUUAAGCGGGAGCGCGGUGAGGAGGAGCACAGCGACAACAUGCUGAACUCCAUCAAGAUUUUCCAGAACAGUGUUUCACAGGGGGUCAGCGCUGAGGAUCAGUCGUUUGGCAUGGUCGUCACAGACAUGCUUAACACGCUGGGCGUGCGACAGAAAGCCGAGGCCAAGGUGCACAUAAUCAAGUAUCUAACUGACAUGCAGCUACUUGCCCAGCACAACAAGUACUAACUAUCGGGCGGCGGUCACCGGCAACUGCUUCAGCUGCUGCAAUUGGAGAGUGUCUUGUCCUGAGAUCAAAUAAACUGGCGGCCUCCCCCAUACACACACACACACAUAGACACACACGAACGCUUGCGAGUCGUGUGCGUUUACUUUCUCUAGGUUAUAACUAUUAAAAGUCAAACUAAAGUUUAAAACUAGACCUUAAGCCCCACGGCAUAUAUAUACAUAAAUAUAUAGAACAUAAUAGUACUUCCCUUAACCCAAAAGUAGACAAACAUAUAUAUAUUUAUAUGCUUAGUUGGCCCCAAGACCGAUUCAAUUCGUGCCCAGUUCUCAGCUCUGUAAAAAAGAAUGUGGAAAAAACUGAUUGUAAAAUUAUGCGUAGUUUGUUCAAACACUUUCUACGCAGCGAUGUACAUUUUUGACUACGAUUUAGUUGUAACUUGCCAUCGGGUUUUAGAUGUAAUUAAGUAAUUGCAGAUACGUUAUAUUAUUUUUUUAAGUUCUGUUGUAAUAUGCUGAAAACGCUUGAGAGAUACUUUGAAAUGCUUUAAAUAAGUACGUCAUUAAAAACCAUUUUACAUAUUGAGCGCA
Molecule: messenger RNA, 1587 nt
Organism: Drosophila persimilis
Lineage: Eukaryota; Metazoa; Arthropoda; Insecta; Diptera; Drosophilidae
Gene: Adf1
Product: transcription factor Adf-1
Exons: 4
Coding region: 220-999 (259 amino acids)
Biological process (GO): regulation of transcription by RNA polymerase II
Cellular component (GO): transcription regulator complex; nucleus
Molecular function (GO): DNA binding
Source: RefSeq, a predicted model, not a curated record